Haliotis rufescens (red abalone) is the source of this 3135-nucleotide messenger RNA. Its product is annotated as cytochrome P450 2J3-like. Gene Ontology annotation, biological process: xenobiotic metabolic process. The transcript has 8 exons. Lineage: Eukaryota; Metazoa; Mollusca; Gastropoda; Lepetellida; Haliotidae. Gene Ontology annotation, molecular function: heme binding; iron ion binding; oxidoreductase activity, acting on paired donors, with incorporation or reduction of molecular oxygen, reduced flavin or flavoprotein as one donor, and incorporation of one atom of oxygen. The record is from RefSeq and is a predicted model, not a curated record. Bases 242 to 1762 code for a protein of 506 amino acids. Gene Ontology annotation, cellular component: cytoplasm; intracellular membrane-bounded organelle.
UUGCAUAUAAAUAGCAGGGCGAGCAAUAGUCUGCUUAGACCCAAACAGCAAAUUUAACCGUCUCAAGGUCAACAUGUGACUGGAAGAAGGAUGCACGUAGCAUCGAAGCGAAACGCGGUAUAAUAUUACGCUCAAACUGCAUGUACUUCUAUCACUGGAUGUUUCAUGUGACCCCGUUAUCCACAGCUGCUACUUUGUCAAACGUGAACGAGUGCGGAAAGCUAGCACAGUGUGCUUGAGGAUGGAGGCUGCAGUUGAUAUAGCAGCGCGGUGGAUAGAGAAGAACGCCACCAUUCUGACAUGUGUGGGGAUAGCGGUACUUGUCCUCCUUGUCAGCACCCUGUACCUCAUCUGUCGGAGGGACGGAGAAAGACGCUCGCCCCCGGGACCAACACGAUGGCCCCUCCUUGGUUCCUACCUCAACAUGGCGUUGUUAGGGCGAGAGAAUACUCAUCGCUUCUUUCCGAUGGUGCACAAGACGUACGGCCAGGUUGCCAGGGUAUAUUUUGGACACUAUACUAUGAUUCUUGUGUCGGGAUAUGAUGCUAUACAUGAGGCGUUUGUAAAACAGGAAGAAAACACCAUCGACAGACCUAGCGUUCUCCCGGGAAUUAAGGCCAUUAAACGCCUGGGUAAAGGAGUUCUAUUCGCCAGUGGUGAGGACUGGGUGGAUCCAGGCAAACUGUUGCGAUCAGGCCUUGCUACCAUCCUGAGGAGUGUGGAAUACGAACAAAUCUUAACCGAGGAAGUCCAAAUGCUUAUUGAUGACUUCUCCAAGGAAGGAAAGAUCAGUUUCAAGCCAGGGGGAAGCAUUGACAUGGCAGUCUUGUCGUGUCGAUAUGCCGCCAUUACGGGAAAGAGGCUGACCCACACUGACCCUAAGCUUGAGAAGGUCCUGGAAUAUCUAGAUGACAUUUCAGAGUAUGGAGGGACACUCUCCCCUGUGGCAAUGGUACCUCUUCUGAAGUACCUUCCGUUCACUGGCAAGGCAUAUCGAAAUUUAAUAGGAGCAUACCACGGUCUACAUGCCAUGUUGAUGGGAGAGCUCGAAGACAGAAAACCAACUUAUGAUGGGGGCCGUCCAAAAUCUGUGAUUGACUUCUUCCUCAAGGAACAAAGAAACAAUCCUGACUCAACACUAUAUUCGGAUGGAAACAUUGCUGUGGGUCUUGAGGAGUGUUUCACCGCAGGUGGACCUCCCAUAGGGUGGACACUCGGGUGGGCUGUGAUUCACAUUACGGGACAUCCCAGCGUGCGAACAACGUGCCAAGAAGAGAUCGACAAGGUAUGUGGCAAAUCCCGUCAAGUCAGAUUUUCGGACAUCGAUUAUCUGCCCAAUGUGCGUGCUGCAUUGUAUGAAACUCAGCGUCUGGUGACUGUAGUUCCCAUCUCUGCACCUCAUCUCACUAGGGGGGAUAUGACCCUGAAUGGUUUCCAUAUUCCAGGACAGACAAUCAUCGCUACCCAUAUUAGAUCGGCCCACAUGGACGAGACCCAGUGGAAAAACCCGCAAGACUUUGAUCCUUCGCGGUUCCUAGAUGGCGGCAUGGUCAAAAUUCCUCCCGCAUUUAUGCCAUUUGGAAUAGGACCGAGGAAGUGCGCCGGCUCAGCUAUUGCUGAAAGGGAAGUCGUGAUGAUGUUCGCAAGUCUUCUCAAGGAAUUUACAUUUUCCUGCGAAAAUACCAUGGUCUAUGACGGGAUAGGUACAGUGGCUGGCGUCCGUCCGCCCGAAAACAACAUCACUGUGCGUAAGAGAGCCUAGAGGCCACAUUGCCAAUGAGAAGACCAACAAUAUACCCUAUCCAAGGGGACACGUACACAGGGCGAUGCAUUUUCCCGAGGCGGGGGCUUUAACUGACUAUAAAGUCCAGUUUCCACCCUUGCCGAACUAGGCUGGAAUUUCCAGGCUCGAUCGUAGCGCCACCAGUGGCUAUUACGAGUUUAUGUCCCUUCUAUGUCUCCCCUAUUGUCCAAUCAGGUUCCACUUCUCAUAUCACUUCCAUUUGCUUCAAACAAAAUGGCGGCACCCAGUCUAAACGAUCUGAUCGAUAAUCAACACCUAUGUUGUAAUAAAACGGGCCUUACCCCGCAAAGUGCAUCAAAUCACUUGAGCACAUUGAUGUAAAAAACAGGAAAAGAUUUGCAAAAAAUAUCUGUCGACGCCCAGUUAGCGGUACACAUGCGUUGCCAAGCCUGCAGUCGACCGAAAUCUGCACAUUGCAAUCCGUGUUGGUUACAAACCGGAUGUCCAGUUCGUUACGCGAUUUUGAUUUCACUAUGCAUAGACUCGUUAAUCCAGCCAAAAUGUAGCUCGGGAAUUCCAUCCUAGUUCGGCAAGGAUUGGAACUGUUCUUUUGUAGUCAGUUAACUAUCUUGCCUCGGGAUAUUGAGGGCGAUGUGGCACAGUCUUGUAUUGUAGCAGUGAGUGAGUAUGAUUUUACGCCGCUUUUAGCAAUAUUCCAGCAAUAUCACGACGGGGGACACCAGAAAUGGGCUUCACACAUUGUACCCAUGUCGGGAAUCGAACCCGGGUCUUCGACGUGACGAGCGAACGCUUUAACCACUAGGCUACCCGACCGCCCUGUAUUGUAGCAAUCAAGCAAUCAUUUUUGUAGCAAUCUCUUCAUGACAACCUUUGUCUGAAAUAUGCAAGUCGGAAAUAUGGAAACCGCACCACAAAGCGAUCUUAAUGCUAAACUUGAUUCCUAAACAUAGAACAAUCGUAUGUGGAGCAGUAAGAUCGGUUUGUGAAGCGGUGCCCUGGUCUGAAGGUGGGUAUGCUUCACUGAUUACAAUGUUAAAGUGUAAUAACUAUGCUUCAAUGAAUAUAUUGUUAAAGUGUAUGCUUCACUGAUUAUAUUGUUAAAGUGUAUGCUUCACUGAUUACAUUGUUAAAGUGUAUGCUUCAUUGAUUACAUUGUUAAAGUGUAUGCUUCAUUGGUUAUAUUGUUAAAGUGUGUGCUUCAUUGAUUAUAUUGUUAAAGUGUACGCUUCACUAAUUAUGUGGUUAUAGAGUAUGUGUUAGUGUGAACAGCAUCAUGCCGUGUCAUUCAGUGUCAUACAGUGUAAAGUGUGCAUGGGAAAUGUCGUCCUGUAGUGUCUUUGGAAAUAAAUAAUAUAUUUAGCUUCCACACA